Messenger RNA from Calypte anna (Anna's hummingbird), 1539 nucleotides. It is a transcript of the gene FOXN4, whose product is annotated as forkhead box N4. Bases 1 to 1539 code for a protein of 512 amino acids. Gene Ontology annotation, biological process: regulation of transcription by RNA polymerase II. Gene Ontology annotation, molecular function: DNA-binding transcription factor activity, RNA polymerase II-specific; transcription cis-regulatory region binding. Lineage: Eukaryota; Metazoa; Chordata; Aves; Apodiformes; Trochilidae. The transcript has 9 exons. The record is from RefSeq and is a predicted model, not a curated record.
AUGAUAGAGAGCCAGAUCCCGGCCAGAAUGUCAGGAAUCCUUAGGAAUUCAGGGCAAAGCCACCACCCGCCACAGGAGUACAGACUCUUAGCUUCUGACCCCUCCCAGCUGAGGGAAGAUGACCUCCCCAGUGACUUGCAGUCCUUGUCAUGGCUGACAUCUGUUGAUGUCCCUCGGCUGCAGCAGAUGGCCAGUGGAAGAAUGGAUUUCAGCCUUGGUGCCCAGAGCACGAUGCUCCAACAGACAGGUCCCGUGGCAAGCAGCAUGCACUCCACAGGAGCCCCUGGAGCAAUGAUUCAUGUCCAGGCCAGCCUGCCACAGGGCAUCCUGGGCCUGAAUUCCAUUUCAACACAUGGAACAAACAUGAGCCCGUAUGCCGUGGCUGGGCAGCCAUCUCCUGGUUUACAAACACAGCAGCAGCUCUUCCCUCUUCCUCACUCACAGCAAGUGUUUGCCCUAGCACAGAACACGCAGCAGUGUCACCCAGCAGCAAUCUACAACACAUCCUAUGGGUCCCAGCCCCACUAUCCUCAGCCACGCCUGGCUCCUCACUCUGCCCAAGAACUGCAUCCAAAGCAUUAUCCCAAACCCAUCUACUCCUACAGUUGUUUGAUUGCCAUGGCUCUGAAGAACAGCAAAACAGGCAGCCUCCCGGUGAGCGAGAUCUACAGCUUCAUGAAGGAACACUUCCCCUACUUCAAGACAGCCCCAGAUGGGUGGAAGAACUCUGUACGCCACAACCUCUCCCUCAACAAGUGUUUUGAGAAGGUGGAGAACAAACUGAGCGGCACCUCCCGCAAGGGCUGCCUCUGGGCUCUCAACCCUGCCAAGAUCGACAAGAUGGAGGAGGAGAUGCAGAAGUGGAAGAGGAAGGACUUGGCUGCCAUUCACAGGAGCAUGGCUAACCCAGAGGAGCUGGACAAGCUGAUCACAGACAGACCUGAGAGCUGCAGGAGGCCCAACAAGCAGGCAGAGCCCGAGGUCUCCACCCUGAGCCACAUGGCAGCAGCCCACGGCCGCAUCUCCGUCUCCCAGCUGCAGCCCCAGCCCAUCAUGACCCUCUCACUGCAGUCCCUGCACCACCAGCUCCAGACCCAGGCUCGCAUCACCCCUGACUCCCCAGCCCCUGCACAGACCCCUCCUCUCCACACCCUGCCUGACAUGACCCACAGCCCUCUGCCCCACCACCCCCUGGGCCGGGCACCGCCGGACUUCCCCAACGUGACAGCAGACAUGAGCACUGAGGUGGAUGCUCUCGACCCAAGCAUCAUGGAUUUUGCAUUGCAAGGUAACAUAUGGGAGGACAUGAAAGAUGACAGCUUCAGCCUUGAUACCCUGGGUGCCUUCAGCAACUCCCCACUCCACCUCUCAGACUGUGACCUGGGCACCCCUGGCCUCACCCCAGCCUCCAGUGGCAGUGAGCACUCCUGCUCAGACCUGCAGGUCACUGGCCUUUACACCACCUACACCACCCUGGACAAUGUUGCAGCAGCUCAGUACAUGAACCCCCAAGGCAACAAACCCAUUGCUCUGCUUUAA